UUAUUGACAGAUCGAGACGAGAUCUAGAUCUUUGUCUUGACUCUAUGAAUAAGAAAUCAAAGAUUCUGUAGAUUGAGUCUGUCCAACAAAGAUUCAGGAUCCAGUCUAGAUCUAAAGUCUAAACUAAAAGUCAAAGAAGACUCUAUUUAAACUCUAUUAAUAAUUAAGAUUAAGUAUUAUUAGCCUAGAUUUUUUUUGUAGUUAAGGCUAAGAACUUAGGCUAAGACAGGCUAAGUAGAUUAACUACUAUUCUAAUUCUAGAUCUAGAGUCUAGAGACUGACUGGUGAGUCUGGACAAGUCUGGUGACAUAGAAAAAUAUAUCUAUAUUAUAUAGAUCUAAAUCUAUAUAGUAUAGAUCUAGAUGAUAGAUCUAGCUAGACUCAACGUCUCAAGACUGUAGUAGUAGAACUGUUACUGUAGUCACUAAACUGUAGACUGACGCUAGUUCACUGUGGCUAAGCCUAAGGACGUAGUCAGUACUGAAUCAACUGAAUGAUAUUAUUAUAGACUCUAGAAAUCAUUAUUUAUUAUGAUGGAGAGCGAUCUACCUAACCUUUCAACAGUGUCAACACCAAACUAUCGCCUCAAACUUAAAAAGCCCCUGGAUGUGUGGUCUACUAGAGAGAAAUUAUGCUUGGCAAGUGCAGUUUUCAAAAUUGGUGACCAAAACUGGGUAUCUGUUAGUCGGACCAUCAAGCCUUAUGCAGAUCCCAACAGACCACCUGACUGGUUCCAUCAAAAGAAUUGUUUACUUCAGUACUAUGACAUGAUGGAGCAGCUGGAACAACCAAAACGAAAAAGAGGCAGUGAGAAAUCUGAGAGUGAAGCCCCAAGUUUACAAAUAAUGAGAAAAAUGACUAUAGAAAGAAGUGAACAGCUGAAGAAAGAAAUACUUGAAAUGCAACAAAAUUUUAAAACACUCAAGGCUGAAGUGGAAGCCAUUAAAGCUGGUCAGUGGGAUGAUAAAAUUAAAGAUGUCUGGACAGAAAUACAGGAAGAAUUGAAAGCAAAGGAAACAAAAAUCAAAAUGGAAUUAAAAAGUGAAGAUGAUGAAGAGGAUUUGAAAACUUCAGAUUUAUUAAAUAUUGUUGUUUGUGAGUCAACUGACAACAAACAAGAAUCUCUUGAUGAAAUCUCUGUGCUGCAGAUGGCUGAAGAAGAGACUAGUCAACAAUCUCAACUAAGUAGCACUGCUAGUCAACAAUCUCAACUAAGUAGCACUGCUAGCACAGCCACAUCAGCUGAAGUCCUCCAGUCCAGUGAGAUCACUUCUAAGUUACCUGUAGCUUCACAUCUUCUCUCAUCACUUCUAAAAAGUGAAGUCAAAUCAGCAACAGAACUUCAGAAGUUAAAAAAUGAACAAGAACAAGUUCAGUCACAAGCUCAGUUGUCAACAGUUCAAGAAAUAUCCAAAAGUAACAAGUCCCUCAAUGAGGAGGAAAUUAAAAAUGAUAACAAAGUGACAUCUGAAACAGUUCAACCAGCUUUACCUAAACUCCAAACUGCUAUUAGUGUCCCAAGUGUUGAUGACAAAGAGGUGGAGGCCAUUAACUCCACUGAUCUAAUGAUGCCUAUAAAUGAGGAAAUAGUUUCUGAGACCACUGAUUUUGUGCAGGAUGUUCUGGGGAGCAGUCAGAGAGAGGAAACUCUUGAUCUACAAAUCAAAGAGGAACCAUUGCACACCAGUACUGAGGCCGAGGAUGGGAACAAAACACAAGAUACAAUGGAGACAAAGGAAGAGCAAGCUUUGAACACAAGUCUGAUAGCAAGCUUGAGCAAUAUAAACCAUCAGGUUGACAAAGAAGAGAUAGAAGUCAGCACAAAGAAGUCUGUGGAUGAAAUAGAACUGCAGGAAUCUCCUUCUCCAACCAGUAGUAUUUGUUCUAGAAUCAGUGAAACAGGAAGCAGGAGAGGAAGGUCAAGAGGACGACCACGAAGUAAUAAAACAUCUCAACUUUCUGUUAAAAAAAGUUCUAUUGAAGAAGAUAAAAAAGAUGAUGGUGUUGGCAGUGAUGUGGACAGCGAGGAAGAUGACCCACUUAAUGGACAGUUGACUUCAAUCAACCCAGUGGCACUGCUGUCUGAGUCAUUCCCAAACAGCCCUGCUUCUUUAUCUAUUUGUAGUGACACAGAAGAAGAAAAGUCUCUCAAACAAUGGAAGAAGUCCAUCAUGCUUGUUUGGAGAGCUGCAGCUACUCACAAGUAUGCUAAUGUGUUUUUACAUCCAGUAACAGAUGACAUAGCUCCAGGUUACCGCAGUGUUGUUCACAGACCCAUGGAUCUGAGCACAAUAAAGAAGAACAUUGAAACUGGUUCAUUGCGUACGACUGUUGAGUUCCAAAGAGACAUGAUGCUUAUGUUCACUAAUGCCAUUAUGUACAAUGCAUCCAAUCACAAUGUCUACAAGAUGGCUAAAGAAAUGUAUGAUGAUGUCAUGCUUCACAUUGAGCAAUAUGUGAACACACAGAUGAUGAUACAAACUACAGAUGCUAAGAAUCUUCGCCAGUCUCGCAGACCUGAUACUUCAGAUAAGGAAGAGGAGGUGAAAAAAAGGCGUCACUCUGUUGAUCAGACCGAAGGUGGCAAAUUGAAAAAGAGAAAAACUCGUCUUGAUGAAAGUCUCCCAUGAUGUCUGCCCUGAAGUUUUUGUGCUAAUGAAAUGAAUGUUUUUGAAAUGAUUAAAUGAAAGAACUUUU
Biomphalaria glabrata is the source of this 2697-nucleotide messenger RNA. RefSeq names its product bromodomain-containing protein 8-like. Gene Ontology annotation, molecular function: protein binding. Gene Ontology annotation, cellular component: NuA4 histone acetyltransferase complex. The coding region runs from base 531 to 2630 and encodes 699 amino acids. Lineage: Eukaryota; Metazoa; Mollusca; Gastropoda; Planorbidae. The record is from RefSeq and is a predicted model, not a curated record. The transcript is spliced from 20 exons.